UCUGGAAGCAUCAAGUAGUUCUUCAACUAUUUUCAGUGCAUCAUGGAUUCCUUCUGUAGAUUUUACUGAAGGGGAUACAUAUCAAGUACAUAUACUACAAAAUGAGACACAAAAUUACUAUCCAUCAGAAUGUGGGAAACCUUUUUAUGACGAAACUCAAACCACCUCAGACACGAAUUUUUUAUAUUAUUAUGGCAAUCCCGAUUUUAUAGUUUAUUUAACGGUGUCUCACGUUAGAGGGGAUGAACUUAGUAAGGGAGUCACGACUGUGUUUGGAAUGAGCUAUCAAGCACCCGACAAGGAUUUAGGAGCUUCAUAUAAAAACAAAACUAUAAUCACCGAAACUGAAGUAGAUCUGCAAGGAAUCCUUAAUUGGCAUUUUCCUUGUCCACCAGGUGGUAAUCUUACAUUUGAGAUUGAACUAAUGGGAACUUAUUCGGAGGACACUUCGAUUUCUACAUCAAAACUAUUGGAUGUUCCAAUAGUGCAAAACUAUGAACAAAGCUUUGAUUUGAAGGAAUAUUUAAACUAUUCAUUCAAUUACGAAGUCAGAAUCAAACCUAGAAACGAAGUCGGAACUGGCAAAGUAUCAGUAUUGACCUUCAAAACUGACCCUAAUUAUCCUGGAAAGCCCCAAAAUCUUAUUGUGGAGGACACCGGCACCGAAGUGACGGUUAGCUGGGAAGAACCCGAAGAAAAGUGGGGAAAAAUCGUCAAUUACCAUGUGGAGUUGGAGUCUUUGGGUCCGGCUCCGGGUGGGUUUGAUUGCGAGGAGGAAAAGGGUACCAAAAUUGUGGACACAACCGACUUAACCACCACGUUCAAGUCCAAGUCCUACUACAGUUACAACGUGAGAGUUAGCGCAGAAACGACUGUUGGACGUGGACAAGCUAAUGAAGCGGACCAUCAAACCAAAACGAGUCCGCCAGAAGCGGUUGAUGAGCUAAAAGUGGAAGAUAAAAGUGUGGAUAAUCACCAGGAUAAUGUUGAAUUGAACGUUGAAUUGAACUGGAAAAGUCCUUGCACCAGUAACGGCAAAUUAAUGCUAAUACUUGAACUAAACGGCCAAUACACUGAAGAUCCCACCAAUACUCAAAGUCAAAAUUUUUCUAUUGAAGGCACAACACAAAAUUUUGAUGUGUCUAAAUAUUUGAAGUACUCCUAUGAUUACAACGCUACUAUUAUUAGUUCCAACGAAGAGGGGGAAGGCGGUAAAAAUACUAUAGCUUUUAAAACAAGUCCAAAUUGUAAAUCAAAUUGUUUUACAACAGAACUUUUGUCUAUUAAAAUAUGUACUCAUUUUAGAUCCUGGUGA
Aethina tumida (small hive beetle) is the source of this 1315-nucleotide messenger RNA. RefSeq lists its product as uncharacterized. The coding region runs from base 278 to 1315 and encodes 345 amino acids. The record is from RefSeq and is a predicted model, not a curated record. NCBI's taxonomy places the organism in Eukaryota, Metazoa, Arthropoda, Insecta, Coleoptera, Nitidulidae. The transcript is spliced from 4 exons. Gene Ontology annotation, molecular function: protein binding.